UACAGUAUAUCGACAAGGGAUUGUAAACGGAUAUAGGGGAGGUUUCUUCAACCCAUAUUUACAUUUGGGUUAUCUAAAGCAUUAUGGCCACUUGUUCCCUCGACCUACUCAGAAAAAUUCUCUUUCCCUCCCCCAAAAAUUUCUUUCUCAUUCAGAAAACCUCGAAAAAGGUUUCUGAUUUUUUUUUAGGGUGAAUUUUAAUUGAAUUUAUAAUAAAAAAACUUAGAAAAACACUUUCCAAAAUUUUUCGUGUUAAAAAUGAAGUGUGGGGAGAGCUGGAAGAGAAAUUAUCACUUACCCUGUUAUCCACAUGUCUAAUUUCAAUUCUUGCCUUCAAUUAUUUGCCUCUAUUUUGUUUUGUUAAGGGUUUUUUAUUCUGUGUAAAAAAAAAGAGUUUUUUUUAUUCAUUCUAUUCACAAAAUAUUUUUUUUAUAAAUAAAAAGUCGUGAUUUUAAAAGUAGUCACUUAAUUUAAUUUCAGAUAACAAUUUGGGGUCUGUUUAUAUUAGUUUUUUUAGCUCGUGAAAAAUAAUUUAUACAGAUAAAUAAAUUUUUAUGUUAAUUUAUAAUUUCUCACUCAUGAAAAUGAUAUCUUCAUAAAUUAUUUUUUCAUAAACUACUUUUAACAAGUUAUAAUAAUACAUUACGUCAAAAAAACAGCUAUAAUAAUACAUAAAACUUAUUUAUUUGCAUAAACAAGAAAGUUUUAAGUAUUUUGGACCCUAAAAUUUGAUUGAUACAAAGACUUUUGUUCGGGUUUUCAGUGUUCUAAGUUCUAAUCACUCUCUUCUGCUCUUUCGUUUUCAGUUUUCAAUUUUCAUUUUCCAUCCCAGAUUUCAUUCAUUCAUUUUCUGAAAACCCUCCCAAAACCCUGUUUCCAUGGAUUUUCAAGUCGUCGUUCUCGCCGGCGGCGUCUCCAAAAAACUCCUCCCCCUCGUUUCAAAGGAACUUCCGAAUGCUUUACUUCCGGUGGCUAAUCGUCCGGUUCUCUCUUACGUUGUUGAGCUUUUGGAGCUUAGCAACCUUAAAGAUCUCAUUGUGGUAGUUGAAGGUAAAGAUGUUGCUCUUAACGUUGGUGCUUGGAUUUCUGGAGCUUAUGCUGAUCGUCUCCAUGUCGAGGUUGCUUCAGUUCCGGAGGAUGUGGGAACAGCUGGUGCAAUUCGAGCAAUUGCACACCAUCUAACUGCGAAAGAUAUUUUGAUUGUAAGCGGUGAUCUUGUUUCCGAUGUGCCGGUUGGUGCUGUUGCGGCUACUCAUCGACGACAUGAUGCGGUUGUCACUGCUUUGCUCUGUAAUGCUCCUAUAAGUGGACCUUUGGAGUCGGUGUCUUCUGGUGGGAAAGACAAAACCAAGAAACCUGGCCGCUAUGAUUUGAUAGGGUUGGACCCUACAAAACAGUUUUUACUUCACAUAGCUACUGGAGCUGAAGUAGAAAAAGAUCUUCGAAUUCAGAAGAGCAUACUUCGUGCCGUUGGCCAGAUAGAAAUAAGAGCCGAUCUAAUGGAUGCCCACUUGUAUGCAUUCAAAAGAUCAGUUUUACUAGAAGUUCUAGAUCAGAAGUCUGCGUUUCAAAGCUUAAAGCAUGAUGUAUUGCCAUAUCUUGUCCGCAGCCAACUGCAAUCAGAAGUAUUAUUAAAUGGUACACCACAAGCAGAAGAAAAUGGAACUGAGAAGGUUAAUUCUCAAAGCAAUCAACAAAUGAUAUCUCAAAUACUUGCUAAUGCAUCUGAGCCGACCUUUCAUCUACGACAUACACUUGGUACUAUUGGUUCUGAUUCUGUUCGAAGAGCCCAUAAAUGUUGCGUUUAUAUUGCUGGGAGUAGCAAGUACUGUGCUCGCCUGAAUUCUAUACAAGCAUACAAUGAUAUAAACCGAGAUGUAAUAGGAGAAGCUAGUCAUUUGUCAGGGUAUUCCUUCUCUGCUCAUAACAACAUUAUCCAUCCUACUGCAGAGCUUGGGGCAAAAACAACUGUAGGACCGCAUUGUAUGCUGGGGGAAGGUUCACAGAUGGGUGACAAGUGCAGUGUAAAACGGUCUGUCAUUGGUCGCCACUGUAGGAUAGGUGCCAAUGUUAAGGUUGUUAAUUCCGUAGUUAUGAACCAUGUUACUAUUGGUGACUUUUGUUCAAUCCAAGGUUCUGUCAUUUGCAGCAAUGUACAGCUCCAAGAACGUGCCAUACUAAAAGAUUGUCAAGUUGGAGCAGGUUUCGUGGUCACUUCCGGUAGUGAGCACAAAGGAGAGGUAUUGGCUAAGAAAUGAAACUGAGAUGUGAAAAUCCAGGGGACGGAAAUGCAUAGCUUCAAUCUGACUUUUCGAGCAAAUUUUGCGCUUUUUGCUGUCCAUAGUUACGUUUCGGAGAUCAUGGCAGAGGAGGAACAAUGAAAUUUGAAUAUUUUCAAUCUAUAGUUUGACUUUUGUGUUUCUGUCAUUUGCGUUUUUAUUCUCUUAUAACUAUAGUUUGAAAAUGGCUUCAAUCGGUGUUGAGUUUCUUUUUCUGUGUAAAUGACUACCCAUUGUUUCCUCUUAAUAUCAAACUUCUGUGAUUGAAAUGUAUGUUACAAGAGACUUGGCUGUUGGUAUCAUAUUGCUGCACUAAAGUGGUAUGAUCCUGCGCAAUCAGUUUUGUUAUUGAUCAAAGGAAUACUGUUGACAUUUUAUUCUGUUUA
Molecule: messenger RNA, 2665 nt
Organism: Trifolium pratense (red clover)
Lineage: Eukaryota; Viridiplantae; Streptophyta; Magnoliopsida; Fabales; Fabaceae
Product: translation initiation factor eIF-2B subunit gamma
Exons: 13
Coding region: 879-2258 (459 amino acids)
Biological process (GO): cytoplasmic translational initiation; biosynthetic process
Cellular component (GO): guanyl-nucleotide exchange factor complex; eukaryotic translation initiation factor 2B complex
Molecular function (GO): translation initiation factor activity; guanyl-nucleotide exchange factor activity
Source: RefSeq, a predicted model, not a curated record